Cicer arietinum (chickpea) is the source of this 1965-nucleotide messenger RNA. Its product is annotated as sugar transport protein 14-like. Gene Ontology annotation, biological process: monosaccharide transmembrane transport. Gene Ontology annotation, molecular function: monosaccharide transmembrane transporter activity. The record is from RefSeq and is a predicted model, not a curated record. Gene Ontology annotation, cellular component: membrane. Lineage: Eukaryota; Viridiplantae; Streptophyta; Magnoliopsida; Fabales; Fabaceae.
CUUUGUCAUAUGCUACAUUCAUGAUUUUUGUUUUUUUUACUAUAUUUUGAAUCCUUAUGAGAGUUGGUACUUAUGACUUUUCUCUUUAUCCACUUUGAAUUUAAAAAAAAAAAAUAAGAUAACGAAGUUUUCUCUUAUGUUAAUAAUCCCUUAAGAUAGUGAUUAUCACUUGAAUUGAUUCUUUAGGCACAUAAAAAAGUUAGGAAAAAAAUAUGGCUGGUGGAGGUUUCACAGAUGGUGGGUCCCUCAAGAGGGCUCAUCUUUAUCAACAUAAGAUUACUGGAUAUCUCAUAUUUUCUUGCAUUAUUGGAGCUCUUGGUGGGGCUUUAUUUGGCUAUGAUCUUGGAGUUUCAGGUGGAGUUACUUCCAUGGACGAUUUCCUCAAAGAAUUCUUCCCGCACGUGUACGAAAAAAAGCAUGCCAAUACUUCAGAAACAGAUUAUUGUAAAUAUGAUGAUCAAAUGUUGACACUCUUUACUUCAUCACUCUACUUUGCUGCUCUUGUGUCCACAUUUGGUGCUUCAAGUCUAACAAAAUACAAAGGCAGAAAAGCUAGUAUCUUAGCUGGCUCUGUAAGUUUCUUUUUAGGAGCUGUUCUUAAUGCUAGUGCUAAAAAUGUUGCAAUGUUGAUCAUUGGGAGAAUCCUUCUUGGCAUUGGAAUUGGAUUUGGAAACCAAGCUGUUCCUUUAUAUCUGUCAGAAAUGGCUCCUGCAAAAAUCAGAGGAGCAGUGAAUCAACUCUUCCAACUAACAACAUGUUUAGGAAUUUUGAUUGCAAACCUUGUGAACUAUGGUACUGAGAAACUUCAUCCUUGGGGAUGGAGAUUAUCCCUUGGUUUAGCUACUGUUCCUGCAACAUUCAUGUUCAUUGGAGGUUGUUAUUGUCCCGAAACACCGAACAGUCUCGUCGAACAAGGCCGAAUCGACGAAGGUAGAUUAGUGUUAGAAAAAAUAAGAGGCACAAGGAAUGUUGAUGCUGAAUUUGAUGAUCUUGUUGAGGCUAGUAGAGAAGCAAAAUCUAUCAAGAAUCCAUUUCAGAAUCUGCUUUUGAGAAAGAAUAGACCUCAGUUCAUAAUUGGUGCUUUGGCUAUUCCAGCAUUUCAGCAACUAACUGGAAACAAUUCCAUUCUGUUCUAUGCUCCUGUCAUUUUCCAAACAAUAGGGUUUGGUUCUGGUGCAGCUCUAUAUUCAUCUGUUAUUACAAGUGUAGCACUUGUUGUUGCCACACUCAUCUCAAUGGCUUUGGUUGAUAAGUAUGGUAGAAGAGCUUUCUUUAUAGAAGCUGGUAUUGAAAUGACAUUGUGCAUGAUUGCUACAGCUAUAAUUUUGGCAGUUGAAUUUGGAAAAGGAAAACAACUGUCAUUGGGAGCUGGUAUCUUUCUAGUUAUAUUGAUUUUCUUAUUUGUUAUGGCAUAUGGAAGAUCUUGGGGUCCUUUAGGGUGGUUAGUUCCUAGUGAACUCUUUCCAUUAGAGAUAAGAUCAGCUGCACAAAGUGUUGUGGUAUGUGUCAACAUGAUCUUCACAGCUCUUGUAGCACAAUUCUUCCUUUUAUCACUCUGCCACCUAAAGUAUGGAAUUUUCUUAUUGUUUGCUGCAUUGGUUACCCUUAUGAGCUGUUUUGUCUACUACUUCUUGCCAGAAACUAAGCAAGUUCCAAUUGAAGAGAUUUAUCAUCUGUUUGAGAAUCACUGGUUUUGGAAGAUAAUAGUGAGAAAAGAAAACAAUGAGGAGGCUGUCACACCUGUAUAAGCCAAUAUCUCAGAAUCUUUUUCAUUCUGAUUUCAUAUAGAAGAAUUUUGUUCCAACAUCAUUUAGAAAAGCUAGAAGCAUAGCAGUGAAGUAGAUAUUAGUUUGGAGAUGUUUAGAAGAAUUUAUUUGAAUUCAAUAACAUAAAUUUUAAUACAAUUUUAAGCUAUAAGCUUAGCAAUAAGGUAGAUUAGUUUUUGACAAUGUUUUCAAUUAUUUU